AUGUCUUACAUUCAAAGUUGUACUCUUUAUCAAUUUCAGAAAUGGGUAGAACGUACUGUUCUCGGCAAGUCUGUUUAUAGAACAAACUUCCCCCUGAUGAGUCUUUCUUCGUCUCAUUUAAGGACAAAACUCAUACCACACCCUACUGAUGUUUCUAUGAUGAUGGAAACUUCAGUUAAUAUUGCAUUGAAUUGCGAAAUAUUGUAA
Messenger RNA from Clunio marinus, 207 nucleotides. The record is from the annotation of a GenBank genome assembly. Lineage: Eukaryota; Metazoa; Arthropoda; Insecta; Diptera; Chironomidae.